UCCACACGAGGGGGAGGAACCCUUCCCAGGACUUUGGUCAGCAUCGAGGCUGGAUUCAGCUGAGCACAGGGCACACAAAAUACUGCUCUGCUUCUGAGAAAAACACUGGGCUUCUGGCCCCAACUGCCCGGCCCCUCACGAUGUUUCCAGGAGUCUGGUUGUGCUGGGCCUCACUCCUGCUCCUGACCAGGCCCAUCCAGCCUUGCCCUAUGGGCUGUGACUGCUUUGACAGAGAGGUAUUCUGCUCAGAUGAGCAGCUGGCCACCAUUCCACCGGACAUCCCCCGACACGUCACAAACAUCGUCUUCGUGGAGACUGCCUUCACCACAGUGGGGACCAGGGCUUUCCACGGUAGCUGCAACCUGACCAAGGUGGUCUUCCUCAACACUCAGGUCCGUCACCUGGAGCCCGAUGCCUUUGGGGGACUGCCCAGCCUGGUGGACCUGGAGGUGACAGGCAGCCCCUUCUCCAGUCUCAGUGCCAACGUCUUUUCUAACCUGAGCUCACUGGAGAAGCUCACCUUGGACUUCGACAGGCUUGUGGCUCUGCCUGAGGACUUCUUUCACCACAUGGACAACCUGGAGUCCCUUCAGCUUCAGGGAAACCAGCUUCAGACCCUGCCUGGGAGACUGUUCCAGCCUCUGCGAUACCUGAGAACCCUCAACCUGGAGCAGAACCUUCUGAGCAAGCUCCCGAAGGGACUGUUCCAGUCACUCAGAAGCCUGCAGAUACUGAAGCUGAGUAACAACAUGCUUUUCAGCCUCCCCGAGGGGUUGCUGGACAAUCUGGGCAGCCUGCAGGAGCUCUUUCUGGACAGCAAUGGCAUCACAGAGCUGUCACCACAGGCUUUCUCCCAGCUCCUCAGCCUGGAGAAUCUGUGGCUGCAGCACAAUGCCAUUCGACACCUGCCGGCCUCCGUCUUCUCCUCCCUCCGCAACCUGACCUAUCUCAACCUGCAGGGCAACGCACUGCGGGCUCUGCCUGCCACCCUCUUCACCCACAACCCAGGGCUGCUUCACCUGUCUCUGUCCUACAACCAGCUGGAGGGCAUCGCCGAGGGCACCUUCGCCAACCUGUCCCGCCUUGUUUCCCUCACGCUUGCGCACAACGCCAUCACACACCUUCCCGAGGAUGUCUUCAGGGACCUCGAGCAGUUGGUCAGGCUCUCUUUGAACGACAACAACUUGACGGCCUUGCACCCGGCCCUUUUUCAGAACCUGUCCAGGCUUGAGCAGCUCAACUUGUCGAAGAACCAGCUGACCAUGCUCCCCGGGGGCAUCUUUGACACCAACUACGACCUCUUCAACCUGGCCUUGUCCAGCAACCCCUGGCAGUGUGACUGCCACUUGGCCUACCUCACGAGCUGGCUCCGCCUCUACAACGACCGGAUCCUCAACACCCGUACCUACUGCGCAGGCCCAGCCUACCUUAAGGGCCAACCGGUGCCCAGCUUGAAGAAGGAACAGCUGGUGUGUCCUGUCACCCCGGGCCACUUGGGCUUCCUGGCCCUGGGGCUGGAUGACAGGGAGCCAGUGGGCAGUUGGGAUCUGGCAGUGGAGGGGAGGGCAGCCCGCAGCCAGUGCAUUUAUAGCAACCCUGAGGGCACCGUGGUCCUCUCCUGUGAGGAGGCCCAGUGUCGCUGGCUGAGAAUCCAGCUGUCUUCCAGACAAGGCUCGGACACCCCGGCAAUGGCUUACAAUUCCAGUCAGGAGUGGGAGUUAAGGUCAAGCUGUGGCUCCAUGAGGGUCGUUGUGUCUAUUGAGGCUCAAGCUGCUGGGCCCUAAGUGCAGCGAAUAGACCCAGAAGCCUGAACAAGUGACUUCUGGAGGCAGGGGGAGCUGAAUGUCUGACGCUGAUGUAAGGGACAUGGCUGUAUCUCCAGGGUAGGGGGGAGCGAGGCCUGCUUCACCUGGUGUCUCCUCACCAUGCCCUCUUGGAGCCUGUGGCCUAACAAGCUUAUCCUCAAUCCAACUUUGGAAACCACACCAUGGCUUAGAGCAGUGGUUCUCAACCUUCCUGACUCUGUGACCCUUUAAUACAGUUCCUCACAAUGUGGUGACCCCAAACCAUAAAAUUAUUUUCAUUGCUACUUCAUAACUGUAAUUUUGCUACUGUUAUGAAUCAUAAAUGUAAAUAUAUUCUGGAGAUAAGAGGUUUGUCGAAGGGGUCAUGACCCACAGGUUGAGAACCACUGGUCUAGAGACUAAAACACCCCAUCACAGUAUUUUCCUAUUAUUUAACCCCACCCUACUCCCUGAUCUGAAUUCUAGAUUUGAGAUAUGUUCACCGCUACUGUAGUUAUACAAAGUAGAGGCUACAUCCCUUUGAUAGAUGAAAAGCCACUUCUGUUCUCACAAUAGAGAAAGGAAAGGGAUGUUAGAGGAGCUGAGCUGACUAGAAAAGGCUAGGGCAGGGGUGUGUGGGGAAACAGUAUCGUCCUGGCAACCUCUCAAGCUGCAUCCAGGAGAAAUCAAGGUAAGGGGUUGCCUUAGCCAGCAAAGCCUGGCUGCGUGGCUUUCAGGAGGGCAGUGUGGCUUUGCCCGUUCAGUCCACAAGAUGGUUGUUCCCUGAGGAGGGAGCGAAAGCCUGAGGAGGGGGAGGAGAGGAGCUGGUAGUUGGGGGUAACUGCCUUGUGCCAUGGCUUUCAGGGCAUCUGACGCUGCGCUGCUCGGUCACUGAACGGCUCUCCUCUUCCCCUGGUUUCUAAGAUGUCUCCGCAAUCCCAUCUAGGGGUGUCCCUCAGCCACCACUCAGGGCAUGGGCUCCGCAGCACCAAUGGCCUCACAUCUUCAUCUCAGGCUCUGCAUUUGUUAGCUGCACACCGUCCUCUAUAUGAUCAAUCAGAGAACAUCUAAACAGUGUCCCCCCACCAACUCCCGAUUCCCAUAACCAGAGAACAUCUAAACAGUGUCCCCCCACCAACUCCCGAUUCCCAUAACCAGAGAAUAUCUAAACAGUGUCCCCCCACCAACUCCCGAUUCUCACUCAGCAGAAUGACAAGCCCAGAUUAGGAGCUGGGAGUGUUCUCACACCUUUUCGUGCUCCAUCCUUAGACCAGUGGAUGGUCGGAGGCUGCUCGUUUGUUUCCCGGUCACUCAGACCCGAAAUAAUCACACAGAAACUUAAUUAAUUAAAACACUGUUUGGCCUAUUAGCUUAGGAUCUUAUUAACUAACUCUUAUAUCUUAAAUUAACUUAUUUCUAUUAUUCUCUGUAUUGCUAUGAGGGUCGUGGUUUACCAGUAAGGUUCUGGCAUCUGUUUCUUUCGGCAGCUACAUGGCAUCUCUCUCUCUCUCUCUCUCUCUCUCUCUCUCUCUCUCUGCCUAUCUAUAUUCUGCCCUACUAUAAACCGAAACAGCUUAACCAAUGAUAAUAAAACAUAUUCCUAACACACUCUCUUUUCAUCUUCCCUUUCUUUUCGCUCACAUGCCCUCCCCCAGAUUGUUACACAACCACUCACUUGGUUACAGGGCUGCAGAGUGGAAAGGUGGAGUAAGAUAUAAGAUGUACUGUGGCUCCCCAGCUCCCAGCCCAGGAAGGAACUUAGACAGGAGUUUGGGAAGUAACCUCCAAACACAAAGAGGUCUGUGUGUGAAAGUGCCAAGGGCUUGGCAUUCAGGGGUGUUCUAGUUAAGUUUCUGUAGGGAUGAAACAUCGACCAAACUAACCCAGCCUGGGGGAGGAAAAGGGUUUAUUUGACUUAUGAGUUCAUAUCAUAGUUCGCUGUUGUGGGAAGUCAGGGCAGGAACUCAAGGCAGGAACUGAAGUGGACUCGUAGGGGAACACUGCUUACUGCUUGCUGUCAGGCUAUGUUCAGCUAACUUUCUUACACUUCACAGGGGCCACCUGCACAGGGUGGUGCUGUCCACAGUGACCUGUGUAGUGAUAUUUUGUUUGUGAUCUAACAAAUAAAGCUUGUCUGAAGAUCAAAGUGCAGAGCUAAACCACUAGUUAACCAUACAGGCCAGGCAGUGGUGGUACACACCUUUAAUCCCAGCACUCAGGAGACAGAGGCAGACAGAUCUCUGUGAGUUGAAGGCCACCCUGGGCUCAAGAUAUUGAACCUGUCUAAAACAGAAACAGAACUCACACAAAGGUGAUCCUAGCACUUGGGAAUCACACGCCUUUGAUCCCAGCACUAGGGAGGUGGAGACAGGAGGGAUAUGGCUGGGCGGAGAGAGGAGUAUAAGGUGGAAGGAGACAGGAGCUCAAGGUAGUGAGCAUGUGAGCAUUCUGUCUGAGGUUUCAUAGAGACAGCAGUCAGUCUGAGGAUUCAUGGAGACAGGAGUCAGUCUGAGGUUUCAUAGAGACAGCAGUCAGUCUGAGGAUUCGUGGAGACAGGCUCGCCCCUUUGGUCUGAAUAACGGUAGCAGUAGGAGCUUUCUAGUGACUGCCGCUCAGCUUCUCCAAUCCUUCAGCUUUCACCCCUGAUAGCUGACUCCGAGUUUUUGUUAGUAAUCCCAAUUAGAAUUCGUGCUACAGGCCUGGGCCCUUCCCACGUCAAUCAUUAAUCAAGAAAAGCCCCACUGCUGGGUGUGGUGGUGUACACCUUUAAUACAUACAUCCAAGAGGCAGAGGCAAGUAGAUCUCUGUAAGUUCAAAGCCAGCCUGGUCUACAUAGAGAGUUCCAGAACAGCCAGAGCUACACAGUGAGACUCUGUCUGACCAAUAAUAACAAAUAAAUAUAAAUAUGAUGAUGAUGAAGUAAUAAUAAUAAGGCCCGAAAGAGUUGCCUAUAGACCAGUCUGAUAGAGGCCUUUUCUCUACUGAGGUUUCCUUUCUAGUUGGCCUUGCUUGUUCAAAUCAGCAAAAUUAACCCAUAUAGGAGGCCUGUGGAUCCCUUGAGUAAGUCACAGGCUGAGCAGAGUGGGAGCUGGGUGUUGGGGACAUGAAGUGGAGGCAGGGCACUGGAGUGGAGAGAGUGGGAAAUGAAGGCCAAAGCUUAGAGCCCAGAGGAACCUUCGGUCUCUGGGGUACGAUGUGGACGGAAGGAGUCUGGGAACAGAUCCUAGACCCUUGCAAAAGCAGAAGCUCUUUUAUCUGUUGAGCCAUCUCUCCAGCCCCCUUUGAGGAAUCUGUGUGUAGAUGGAGUUUCUGUACCACCAGAAGCUCCCCAAUAAACACACUGGGGCUUAUAUUAAUUGCGAAUGUUCGGCUAAUAGUUCAGGCUUGUUACUAGCUAACUUUUACAUUUUCAAUUAAUCCAUAUUUCUUAUGCUUUUUCUCAGUACGGCAUGCCCAUCUUGCUUCUCUCUGCAUCUGCUUGUGACUCCAGACUCUGCCCUUCUUCCUCUCAAAAGUCUCAGUUUGGCUCUCCCACCUAAUCUUAUCCUGUUCAUCUACUGGCCAGUCAGCUUCCUUAUUAAGCAAAUCAUAGCCACAUAUAUUCACACAAUGUAAAGGAAAAUUGCACAUCUGUGUUUGUUAAGGAUUCUGCAGGCCGUUCUCACAGAGGCAGGACAUGCUUCUGCCUGUGCUUCAAGCAGUUGGCCAAGAACAAGAAACUAGAAAAACAGUUUGAGCUGGUGCCUGGCUAGAGAAGAGAGCCAAAAGGGCAAGGGAUGUUACGGAAAUCAAACCAGAUUGAUUUCAGCAACUUAACAGAGCAUGCACAGAUGGAUUAAAAGUCCCACUGAGGAGUUACAGAAACGCAAGUGAAACCAUCAUUGGUAUGUCUCUGCAUCCGUCCCACAGAAACUGGAAAGCUGAGCAGCUCAAACGUAGUGGUGUGACAGGGUCCUAGACCUGAGCACGACUGACUCCAUGAUGGAAGUGCCAUUCAGGCUGUGAAACAACAGGUACACAGCACCGCCAGCCAAAAUGAGAACAAAGGCCUAACCCAUCAAAGUCCUCCGUUCUGAGAAAGUCUCUAGUGUACUAACCUUGCUUUUUGGCUUCUGUAGUUCCACUUCUGGCUAACUGAAGUGUGUGAACCUAGGACAUGGUUUUUGUGCUGAAAAGCUCACCCUAAAAACGUCUUGGACAUACAUUGAAUCCCAAAUACCCAGCGUAGUCGCUGGCUGGCUAAUAAAGACUUUCUACUGACUUAAA
Alexandromys fortis (reed vole) is the source of this 6050-nucleotide messenger RNA. RefSeq names its product carboxypeptidase N subunit 2 (gene Cpn2). The coding region runs from base 141 to 1784 and encodes 547 amino acids. NCBI's taxonomy places the organism in Eukaryota, Metazoa, Chordata, Mammalia, Rodentia, Cricetidae. The transcript has 2 exons. Gene Ontology annotation, molecular function: protein binding. Gene Ontology annotation, cellular component: plasma membrane. The record is from RefSeq and is a predicted model, not a curated record.